This is a messenger RNA of Cyphomyrmex costatus, 495 nucleotides long. RefSeq names its product histidine-rich glycoprotein-like. The transcript is spliced from 4 exons. Gene Ontology annotation, cellular component: extracellular matrix. The coding region runs from base 1 to 495 and encodes 164 amino acids. The record is from RefSeq and is a predicted model, not a curated record. Lineage: Eukaryota; Metazoa; Arthropoda; Insecta; Hymenoptera; Formicidae.
AUGGCCUUUGUGAAGGAAUUGAUUGUCUGCGUCGUCUUCGUCGCUGUCGUUGUUAAGAGCUUCCCCAGAAUGUACGAGGGAAAUACGGUAGAGGAAGACAAUGGCGAGGGACAGACUGCAGAUAUAGAUCGGAAUGGACACGGGGGUCAUGAUCACGCGUACUCGUAUCAUCAUUUUGUCGGGCCAGUGACAGGCCAUCAUGAAGAGAUAACCUGGAAAGAUAAACACGGACACCAUCAUCAUGACUACAAGGCUCAUCCAAAGUAUAAAUAUUCCUACGGCAUAGAUGAUCAUCAUACUAAAGAUCAUCACGGACAGAAGGAACACCGUGACGGUAAACAUGUUGAAGGCGAAUAUCACAUCCAUGAACCUGGUGGCAAUGUCAGGAGCGUAAAAUAUCAUGCUGAUCCUCACGGCGGGUUUUACGCCGAAGUUCAUAACUACGGCGGAAACGAUCAUUCAGGUGGAACAUAUGGUGGUCAUAAACAUCGAUAA